AUGUAUUUUACAUAUUUUAAAAAUCAUGGUAAUGCAAAAUUGAAUAAGAAUAAAUAUACUCUUCUUAUAAGGGUAUAUCAUAAAAAUCAUUUUAAGUUAUAUAAAAAAAAAAAAAUAGAAUAUAGUAAAGAUAAUAUUGAUAGUAAAAUAAAUUAUAAUAGACAUACAAAAAUAAAUACUGACAUAAAUUUAUUUAAAAGUUGUACACCUUUUGAAAAAAACAACAGAGGUAUCUUCUUCAUUGCAAACAACAUUAACACUAAGGACAAAAUUAAAAAUUUAAAGAGAAAAAAUAUGUCGAUUUUAUCAAGUAAUAAUAUAGAUGAGACAUUGGGAUGGGAUGACCAACCCAUUUUUGAAUUAGAAAACAUAUCACAAUCAUUAAAUGAUUUAUAUAGAAAAAGGAAAAGUGAAAUAAAACCUUUAAUACAAGUUGCCCCUAUGAUAAAUGUAACUAAUCGUCACUUUAGAGCUUUGGUUCGAAUUAUUAGUAAAAAAGUACAAUUAUGGACUGAAAUGAUUGUUGAUAAUACUUUGUUAUAUAAUAUUAAUAAUUUAGAGGAACAUUUAGGUUUCAAUAAAAAUGAACAUCCAAUAGUUUGUCAAUUAGGGGGUUCUGAUCCUACAUCAUUAUCAGAAGCAGCUUUAUUAGUAGAACAAGCGGGAUAUGAUGAAAUAAAUAUUAAUGUUGGGUGCCCAAGUACAAAAGUAGCUAACAAAGGAGCUUUUGGUGCAUACUUAAUGAAAAAACCUGAACUUGUUAAAAAUAUUGUUUAUGAAAUAAAAAAAAAAGUACAAAUACCUGUAACUGUUAAAAUAAGAACAGGUGUUGAUGAUCUUGAUUCAUUUUCUUUUUUAAGAUCAUUUAUUGAAACAGUUUCAUCAGUUGGUUGUGAGCAUUUUAUUAUACAUUCAAGAAAAGCAUGGUUAAAAGGAUUAGAUCCAAAACAAAAUAGAAGUGUACCACCUUUAGAAUAUAAUAAGGUUUUUGAUUUAUGUAAAUUAUAUCCAAAUUUAAAAUUCACAUUAAAUGGUGGGAUCAAAUUUAUUGAACAAGGAGUAGCAUUAUUAAAUGGCUAUGUACCAAUAAAUAAAACAACAGGUAAUCAUAAUAAAUAUACUGAUAAUAAUUAUAUAAAGGUUAAAGAUUAUGAUAUAAAUCCAUUAUAUGGUGUUAUGAUUGGAAGGGCAUGUAUGGAUAAUAUUACUGUACUGGCAAAAACAGAUAAACUUGUAUAUAACCAUGAUACUUUACCAACAGCUUAUAGUCGAAGAACUGUGUUAGAAGCAUAUAAAUCCUAUUUAGAACAAAAUUCAUCUUUUUAUAGUCUAGUAAAUGCUUUUGAAUUAUUGAAGCCAAUACUUGGCAUACUUAAAGGUAUGCCUGGUCAUAGAUUGUUUAGAAACAAAAUAGAUGCAUAUAUAAGAACAUAUGCAUCUACUUUAAAUUGUGCUCAAAUAUUAGAUAAAGCUAUGAUUGAUGUUGAUAAUAUUGCUCCCGGUUGUCUAGACUUAAAGCUUGAUGAUGAUAAAGCACAACAAGAAUACAUAAAAAAUUAUUAA
Plasmodium vinckei vinckei is the source of this 1563-nucleotide messenger RNA. RefSeq names its product dihydrouridine synthase, putative. The record is from RefSeq and is a predicted model, not a curated record. The transcript has a single exon. Bases 1 to 1563 code for a protein of 520 amino acids. NCBI's taxonomy places the organism in Eukaryota, Apicomplexa, Aconoidasida, Haemosporida, Plasmodiidae. Gene Ontology annotation, molecular function: flavin adenine dinucleotide binding; tRNA dihydrouridine synthase activity. Gene Ontology annotation, biological process: tRNA dihydrouridine synthesis.